Rhineura floridana is the source of this 5327-nucleotide messenger RNA. It is a transcript of the gene GID4, whose product is annotated as GID complex subunit 4 homolog. The transcript is spliced from 6 exons. NCBI's taxonomy places the organism in Eukaryota, Metazoa, Chordata, Lepidosauria, Squamata, Rhineuridae. Gene Ontology annotation, biological process: protein targeting to vacuole; proteasome-mediated ubiquitin-dependent protein catabolic process; negative regulation of gluconeogenesis. Gene Ontology annotation, cellular component: extrinsic component of membrane; GID complex. The coding region runs from base 221 to 883 and encodes 220 amino acids. The record is from RefSeq and is a predicted model, not a curated record.
GGCACCCAAUAAGGAGCGAGCGUCGCUGUGCGGCGGGCCAAUCAUGAGCCGCGGGAGGAAAAGGAGGCGGAGUCGCCGCCGCCGCUGCUGCUGCUGCUGAGAGGAAAAGGCUCUGAGGGGGAACAGAACAGAGGCCGAGUCGCCUUGAGGCAGGCCGGCUGGGCAAAGCGGACGGUCACAGGCUAGGCUAGCUGCGCUGGCGCCGGGAGACCCGCCCGAGAUGCCGGUGCGGAGCGCGUGCCGCUGCCCGCCGGCGGCCCCCGAAGGAGCCGCCUCCUCAGCCGCCCGCCUGGAGCCGCCGCCUCCCAUCAACACGGCGCAGCCCGGCGUCAGCACCAGCCGCCUCUACAGCGGCGCCAAGUUCCGCGGGCAGCAGCGCUCCAAGGGCAACGCCUACGAAGUGGAAGUGGUCGUCCAGCACGUGGACAUGGAGAACUCCUACCUCUGUGGAUACUUGAAGAUUAAAGGCCUUACAGAGGAAUAUCCAACCCUUACAACUUUUUUUGAAGGAGAAAUAAUCAGUAAAAAGCACCCAUUUUUAACACGGAAGUGGGACGCGGACGAAGAUGUGGAUCGUAAACAUUGGGGGAAGUUCCCAGCCUUUUACCAAUAUGCAAAAACAUUUAACUCGGAUGACUUUGAUUAUGAGGAUCUGAAGAGUGAUGACUUUGUCUUUAUGAGGUGGAAGGAACAGUUCCUGGUCCCUGAUCACACCAUCAAAGACAUCAGCGGUGCUUCCUUUGCUGGUUUUUAUUACAUAUGCUUCCAGAAAUCUGCAGCAUCUAUAGAGGGCUAUUACUAUCACAGGAGUUCAGAAUGGUAUCAGUCCCUGAAUUUGACUCACGUCCCAGAGUACAGCGCACCGAUUUAUGAAUUCCGGUGACAGCGAUACCAAGAAUGGCACCAAGAGAUGGCCAGUGGGGCCACGGGGGAGAGAGAGAGAGAGAGAGAGAGAGAGAGCAUGCUCUGUUAAGACAACUGUGAUGUCCCUGUCAGGACAGGAGACUCCAGGCUCUCCUCCUGCCGGGCAACCGGACUGGUGUGAGAGCAUGAAUGUGAAGCUGUGGGACUGCCGGAGCCUGAGCCUCCCUCCAGCUGCGUGGCAAACUUGAUACUUUAACCUGGUUUUAAAGCUACCGUUCAAUGCACUUUUUUAUUGCACAGUCUCUUUACCACUGAACAUCCUCCUGCCCCUUUUGGAGGAGGAAAUGGCUGCACCUAGCUGGAUUCCCCUCAAGUAGAGGAAAACAUAAGCUGCUGUCUGCUUAUGUCUCUCCACACUUUGCUGUAGUUAUGGGUUAUAUUUAAGAGCAAGUCAUCCAGAGAUGCUCUUCCCUUUCAAGCCUCAGCAUUGCAUGAGGCUUUUGUGUGCAUUGCACACAACUGCAGCAUCCACUAAGGAAACAGUAGGCCAAAAGGAGGAGGGCCCAGCAAAUCAUCCGUUCCUGUUGGCUAGCGAAGCUGCGUCUCUCAAGAAUGUUAGCCAACCACAGAGGUGUAAGCCAUUGUCUUGAUGGCACCAAAGGGGAAUAGCUUAACAGUCCGUAGUAGCGGCAAACAUAAUUAUGCUUAUGCAGAGUCUCGGAUCUUAAAGGAAAAACUUUAAGGACUUCGUUUAAAAAACAGAGAGAGACAGAGAGCUAUUUUUAUGGCCAUUACCCCACCUCUACCCCAAGGACUUGAGGGUAUACGCAAAUUGUUCCUUGUUACAUUUUAUGGCUGCUUUUUCCCUGGUGAAAGCAGUGAAAGUCAGUGUUGGCUGAUGGUGGUGAUCUCUGUGCAACAGUCUAGCAGUGUUGACACCCACUCAUCCCAGCGUAAUCGCUUAGUGGUGGUGUGAAAAUUCCACUCCAGGCACAUGCUUCUAUUCCUCAUGCUACAGAAAACAUUUGGUGUUUGCUAUGAUUUUUAUCAGGGAAAAAAACCCUCCAUAAAAAUAAACUGCUCUCCAAGGACUUUAAAAUGUUCAGAAACAUAUGGCUUGUGUGCCAAAUUUUGUGUGGGACUCGUGUGUAUGUGGGGGUCUAAUGCACGUGUGUGUGAUAGUCUAAAAGUUGCUGUCCUAUUUAACAUGACACUCUUCCACAGAGGGCUUUUUCAGAACCUGAUCGAUUGUACCUUUGGCUGGCACUUGGUUAUGUAAGCCAAGAAUGCUGUACAACUUGUGAGCCAGGGGCCUUGAAAAUCCAUGCCUCUUGCAGAAAAAUGUCCAGCCCUUUGCAUUUUUUUCUGUAUACCUUUUUCUGUAUACCUGUAGGAUUUACAGGACAGCUUAAAGCAGGUCUCUGGCAAGGGAGGCUGCCCAGAAGGUAUUGGUAUUUCCCCUGGGAGUCUGGCUAAAGGUAAGGCUUUAUUAUGGCUGCCCCAUUUAGGAUCCACUCUUGUAUUGUGACAUUAUUGUCAUUCAUAGUGGUUUUGACUUUGAAAAUAGUCAUGGCAGUUGGGCUGAGGGAGAAUUUCUCCCCUUUCUACAUCCAGGGCUCUGUGUGCACUGCAAUAACAAGGGAGCACAGGAGAAAGUGCAGAGAGGUAGUUGUAUUAAGGUUCUGGUGUGUGUGUGAAGGUGAGACUCCAGGGCCCUAUGUGUAGUUCUUCAUUUUCCCCCCAACCAACGAAGCCAGAAUAAAUUCUGCAAAUAGAAAGAGAAAAUUGUGUGCACGCUUGCUUAGUUGACCUCCGCUUUGCAGACUGCAGAACCUUGCCCUUCUCGGUGCAGGACUUGGAUUGCCAGGAUGCAGAGUUCUAAUAUUUUUCUGAGCAGCAUACACAUAGACCUGCUGGUAGCAGACCAUUUUAAAGAAUAUUCUUUGCAUGCAAUGUCAGGGAGCGAAAGCAAAGCUGCCUAAGUUACUGGGGUUGAAUUAUUAUUUUUCUUAGUUCAGGCUUCCUGUUUGUGUUUCUCUAACCAUGUACUGUACAUUGAAGUGGCUGAAUUGCUAACUGAAGCCUUAACAGGAGUGUGCAGGAGCAUCCAGAUUAAACACACAGGUCAUCCUUUCUUAGAGACAAAUCUGAGAAGAUGGCUUGAAUGCAGAGGCAAAGAGGUCAAUUUCUCCCUUCCUUUUCUCCCUUCCCUUCCCUGCAACUUGAAACAGUCUUAAGAAGUCACUUGCUAUUUGCAGGGUAUGUGGUUGAGGGGAUAUGAAGAGCUUGAGGAAACAUGGCAAAUGGGCUUUGGCUGGUGUUGGUCGUGUAAACUGAGGCUUGGAAAUGUAUUUCACUGGAUCUGAAUGGGUUUUUUUCACCUUCAGAGGAGACAAUCUGCAAUGCUUUACUUGGCAACAGUGGUUAAUAUGAGGCCUGAUGGCCCCCCUCCAAAAAAUCUCAAGAGGACCAUCAACCCACUGGGUUUAGAUUUGCUGUGCUCAAGUGAGCUCCAUGGUGUCCAGAAAGGUCUGGUCUGGUACAGAUGAUAAGAGUGGAAUCUUGGAUGCUGAUAGGGAAGUGAAUGGGGAACAUAUGGCUGGGUUUGUGACCCUCUUUGCUGCUUUUUUCCCUUGUCCCCCUCCUCUCCUCCAGCUUUGAUCCACAAGAUGACUGUCUGUGCACAAUAAUGGAGGUUCUUCGAGUACUUUGGGAUUAAUAUCCCAGGCUAUUUCCCUUUAUAAACAGUUGCUCUGUCUCCUGGGCUUCUCCCUCAUUCUUCUUAUGAGAAAGACGGCAUCCCACUCAGAAACAGAAUGAACUAUGCCUGUGCUUGUGUUAAGGGGCGCAACUUGCUUGGAAAAAGUAAUCCUUUCCUCAACCUUAAAAGUGCUUAUUGUAGGAAGAAAGCAGAGGUAACUUCAGGCCAACUAAAGUAACGUUGCAUUUUAACAAAAGGGGAAGGAAGCACAAGUGAGCUGUGCUUUCUCUUACGGCAUUUCCAAUGUAACAUAUGGGGGGUGAGGGUGAAGGAGAGAGUCUCCAGAGGGCAAAGCACCUUGGUUAUCUCGCCCUUGCAAGGUUCAGUGUGCAGGAAAUGUGGCUUGAGGCCAACAGAAGCGUUUUUCUUCUGUCCACUUUAUUGCGAUUCACAGAGCCAACCUAAGUCACUGGGUUGGCACAUUCACUAGUAGUAUACGCAAGGAUUCAGCACAUGGAAUUACCAGUUCCACAUUCCCAGGAAGACUUUGUGCAUGUUUUUUUUUUGACAGCAGCCCUCUGUGCUGUGCACACAGCAAAGUGGCCUUAAGUUGAGGGGAUCUGUCAAAACGCAGUUUAGGCUAAUGGCAUUGGUACGGGGGAGUCCAAAACACAGAAAGAGGGGGCAGGGAGCACAGGUCCUCAUUAGCUUCUGUGCAAUUAUAAUUUGCAAAUGUAUUAUCUUUUAAAUGCCAAAAAUGUUACUUCUAAGAUGGUCACAAAGAUAUCUGCUGUAAUUCAUUCUUCCAAAUAGCAAUUGAAAACAAUCAGUGGGCUGUGCUGUGGUUCAUGUUGUGUCAAGAGAGCUUUGUGUUAAGCAACCUUGGCAUUCUAUAGGAAAAGGUAGUCAAAUGACUACAGUAGGGCCCCGCUUUACAGCGAUUCGCUAAUGCAGGGGCUUUCAAUUAGGGGAAGUCCCCGCAUUAAAGCACUUGUUCCGCUUUUACGGCGUUUUUUUUCUGUCGCGCACCAUUUUGACGUCAUUUUUGUGUGACGCGCCCCAUUAUCAAUGGGUUCCACUUUACGGUGGCAGUCCAGAACGGAACGUGCCGUAUAAGCGGGGCCUGCCUGUAUCCUGUUUUGGAGGCCAGAAAACUUGUAAUCAGGCAGAAUCCGCCCCCCCUUUGCAAGUUAAAUAAUGUUUGAUAUUUGGAAAGGGCUGUGCUCAUUCUGAGGUCUACUCCCAAUUUUGUAAAGGCUUCUGUACAAGACCACUUACAGGUGCUUGCAUUUAAAGCAGUGCUCUGGGGAGCCUGUGGGACUCCAGAGACUACAACUCCCAUCAUACUUUACCAUUAGCCACGUUGGCUUGGGUUGAUGAGAGCUGGAAUCCAAAAAAAUCCAGAGGGCCACAGGUUCCCCACCGUAAAAGAUAAAACGGGAAAGAACCAAGCUUUUUUUAAAAAGUUGCUUUGCUUUUUUUUAGAACUAUUUUCUUCAAGCCUUUCAUUCUCUUCAUUCGGGUGCUAAAAGAAAUUAAAGUAUGAAAUAUGGUUGUAUUGUGCUUGUAGAGAAGACUUAACAGGAUGGGGCUUGUCACAGGCAGAGCGGCUUCUAAAGGUGGAAUCUUCCAAGUCUUACUGAAAACGUUUUAUAAAGCUAUCUUGUAAAUCAGAGUAUUAAAGAGUAUUUAUAGAUGAACUGCAGAAAACUGAGUUUUUCCAGAGUUAUCAGUGUCCAAAUUAAAAACAUGAAUUUAACAA